AUGACGUUAUCUCGUUGCACUGGUUUUACAAAUAAAACGGAUAUUGGAGAUGGUAAAUGUAGAAAACGUUCAUAUGACUUACCUGGUCAAAUGACUAUUUGUAUUUGUAUAACCUCAAUGUGUAAUUAUGCUGUGAGCUCAUGUAAAGAGUCAAAUAAAAAGACUCAAGUUCAUCCUCCUCCCGCCUUUUCGCCCGUAAUCAGAACUCUGAAGCAAAUAAUUAAAUGUAGCUUUUAUCUGCCUCCUGGUAUCUAUUCAGAUGGACAAUGUAAUGCACUCUAUUGGCAACAAGAACCGCCGCCAUUUAAUGUAUGUCAGAAAUAUUUUGAGCAAAAUUCUGUUUUAUGUCAAAUACAAAUAACAAAAACAAAUACCAAGGAGGUAAUAAAAAAUGGAUAUACUAAUGAAGAAACAAGUUAUUAUGCAAUAAACAUAUUGAGACAAAAAUCCAUUCAUCCCAAUGCAAUAUUUGGCGAAACAAUCACAAGUACAAUCAUACAGUAUAAAGAGGAUGAAGGUAGUUAUGUAUCAAAUUGUCUAUGUACAACAAAUAAUUGUAACAAAGACUUUGAGAUAUGCGCUAAUGGAUUGAAAUAUAAUAAAGCAUGGGUAUAA
Didymodactylos carnosus is the source of this 615-nucleotide messenger RNA. The record is from the annotation of a GenBank genome assembly. Lineage: Eukaryota; Metazoa; Rotifera; Eurotatoria; Philodinida; Philodinidae.